Messenger RNA from Mya arenaria, 729 nucleotides. RefSeq names its product enhancer of split mgamma protein-like. Lineage: Eukaryota; Metazoa; Mollusca; Bivalvia; Myida; Myidae. The record is from RefSeq and is a predicted model, not a curated record. The transcript is spliced from 3 exons. Bases 1 to 729 code for a protein of 242 amino acids. Gene Ontology annotation, molecular function: protein dimerization activity; RNA polymerase II cis-regulatory region sequence-specific DNA binding; DNA-binding transcription factor activity, RNA polymerase II-specific. Gene Ontology annotation, biological process: regulation of neurogenesis; anterior/posterior pattern specification; regulation of transcription by RNA polymerase II. Gene Ontology annotation, cellular component: nucleus.
AUGGCUGAUAUGCGAAAUUCCCCACGAGAUGUUGCUUCGUAUCUGAGAAAGGUACGCAAGCCUCUAGUUGAGCGUCAACGCCGCGAGAGAAUGAACGCGAGCAUUAACCGCCUCAAGCUCCUUAUCGCGGACACCAUCCGAGAACAGGUGUCAUCUAUGACGCGUGUGGACAAGGCGGACAUUUUGGAGCUCACUGUUUUCCAUCUGACACGUCUACAGCAGCGGCAACGGGCCGUUAGCAUAGCCACCGACGCCACAGAGGACGCUUUCUCCGCAACCUCUUACCAGACCGGCUACCGGGAUUGCGCACGUGAGCAAAAACAGAACAGUAGCCAGGCUGGUAAAGAUCGUCUUCAAGAAGUUCAUAAUCGGAUUCCCCAGAUCGAGAACCGGGUGCCAUUAACGUUUAACUCACAGGCCGUUUUCAUGUCAACGCCGAGAAGAUCGAACGAAGGUCUGACAGGAUUGACGGGUCAAAUUUCAACAACCUCUUCGGGAACUCUAGAAUGUUCGCCGAUCUUGCGGAUGACGGAAUGCCAUGAUGACGUCAUCAUGCAUAAUUCCAGUACUUCCAAUCUGAGCUUCAUGAACACUGAUUCAGGAUUUGCUAGUUUCGACAUGACCACUGACAUUCAAUCGUGUGGGUCAGAUGGCUGUUUUUCGUUUGACCGAAGUAAUAAUGCUGAAGUUGGUCAAGUGUCAAAAGAAAAUGUAUGGCGCCCAUGGUAG